AUGGAGACCCGCCAGGUGCCCAGGAGCUUCCGGGCGCGGCUGCUGGUGCUCCUCCUGCUGCUCGUGCCCUGGGGCGUCCGCAGCGCCUCAGGAGUCGCCCUGCCCCCCGCGGGGGUCUUCAGCCUCCGCACCCCCGGCCGGGACUGGGCGGGUCCGGCCACCCCCGCGGCGCUGAGGACGACGCGGCGGAGCCUGGCGCUGGCGGACGAUGCGGCUUUCCGGGAGCGCGCGCGGCUGCUGGCCGCCCUCGAGCGCCGCCACUGGCUGAACUGGUACAUGCACAAGCUGCUGGUGCUGGACGCGCCCUGAGCGCCCCGCCCGCCUCCCCUGAAUAAAGACCCUGUGCGCGCUCCGGACUGCGCCUCCUUUUUGCGCCACGUG
This is a messenger RNA of Ceratotherium simum simum (southern white rhinoceros), 381 nucleotides long. RefSeq names its product parathyroid hormone 2 (gene PTH2). Gene Ontology annotation, biological process: neuropeptide signaling pathway. NCBI's taxonomy places the organism in Eukaryota, Metazoa, Chordata, Mammalia, Perissodactyla, Rhinocerotidae. The record is from RefSeq and is a predicted model, not a curated record. Gene Ontology annotation, cellular component: extracellular region.